Paramisgurnus dabryanus is the source of this 2594-nucleotide messenger RNA. NCBI's taxonomy places the organism in Eukaryota, Metazoa, Chordata, Actinopteri, Cypriniformes, Cobitidae. The record is from RefSeq and is a predicted model, not a curated record.
UUUACUGUUGAAUCAUUUUAAAUAGUUUUCAGUUUUGUGUAGUAAUUAAGUAAAAUACUAUUGAUGCAGGGCCAUCUACCAAAAUUCGGCUUUUUUGCAGCGCGCGUCGUUUUACUUGCAAUUAGAUUAAUUGUGGAUUUGUCUGCGCGCGCUCCCGGGUGUGUGUGCGUGCGUGCGCUUGUGUAUUGGUGCUGAAGUUGCAUUGCAGGGGUGGGACUCCUGCAUUCUCAUCUUCAUCAUCAUGCGCAGCGGAAAACACACACACUUGAGAUCUAAAAACACAUAUCUGAUUUGACCCGACCGCACACGCAGGCGCACCCGUCAGAUGUAAUCGGAUCGUGCACACUCGUCUGAUGCGUUAGUGCAUGAUAAUUGAUGGAUGAAAGUCUGCAUGAGCACGAGAGGGAGAAACAGAGACUCCUAAAGGUGGCAGUAUGUCUGUGCAUGGUCAGAAUAUUUCAGAAUAUCAUCUGAGCGUGGUACUUGAUCCUCCUGGAUGGGAGGUGUGUUUGUAUGCGUUUGGGUUCUUGCUUCUGUUUGCCGUGGUUAUAGUGAAUCUGUGGAAAUUAUUUAAAUCCGGCUCCUUCCCGGCUCCCUCUCCAUUUCCCAACUUCAACUACCGAUACCUGCAGGAAAAAUAUGGCUCCUCCCACUCAGAGAUCAGACAGAAGCGUGUCGCAGCUAACAACCAGCGGAGAGUGUCGUCAGCGAGUCGAAAACCGAGUUUCCAGCUGUUGGAUACCCCCGACGGGUUUCGAGAGCUGGGAACGCUGGAGCUGAUGAGUCGAGAGCUGGAUCCCAGCGGCACCCUGAAUCGAUCCAUGUCCUCCGAAUCUCUGUGUUCCAUCUCGUCCGUCGCUCAAACCUUCGGACACGACUUCACGGUGGGCCAGCUGGAGAUCACGCUGGAGCUGGACUCUCGAAACUCGGUUCUGCUCGUCUCGCUGCACCAGGGUAAAGACCUGCUGGAGAAAGAGGAGGAGAACUUUCCUGGGUGCUACAUCAGCGUCAUGCUGGUUCCUCAGCAGAUCAGCCUGGGGGCCACACAGGUUCAAAGAAACGCCUUCACCGUGAUGUUUGAUGAGCGCUUCUCUAUCCCGUCAGACUCGGUGAAUCUGGACGAGAACAGUCUGAGGUUCUCGGCUUUCGGCGUGGAUUCAGAUGAAAGAAACAUCAGUGCUGGCGUGGCUGAACUUAAGCUGUCAGAUCUGGAUCUUUCAGUCCGGCCGUUUAAUGCCUGGCUUUACCUCCAGGACAUCAACAAGGCCGUGGACGCUGUUGGUGAAAUACUGUUAUCUUUAAGUUAUUUGCCCACUGCAGAGCGACUCACUGUGGUCGUGGCCAAAGCAAAGAAUCUGGUCUGGAGCAAUGGAAAGACUACAGCAGAUCCGUUUGUUAAAGUCUACUUGCUCCAGGACGGCAGAAAGAUCAGUAAAAAGAAAACCUCCAUAAAAAGAGACGAUACAAACCCCAUCUUUAAUGAGGCCAUGAUCUUCUCUGUGCCUGCAAUCGUUCUGCAGGAUCUGUCUUUGAGAGUGACCGUCGCUGAGAGCACAGAGGACGGGCGAGGUGAAAACAUAGGUCACGUGAUCAUCGGACCAGAAGCCAGUGGAAUGGGAAUAACUCACUGGAACCAGAUGCUUGCCACACUGCGAAAACCAGUUUCAAUGUGGCACCCGCUCCGGAGGACCUAAUUCAUGACCCCUAACCUCUGACUCUCGUCUGCAUGGUGCCUACUGUCAAGCAGUCGUAGCAGUGAAGACGUUUGAAUAUGCUGAGAACAAAGUUGAGUCCCGAAAACAGCAGUCUGGUCGCACACACUGCAGAUAGGGACAGAUGGGUCUAUAAAAGAGAAUUUAAGUGGCUCAGGAUGACUCCUGGAAGGGUCUAUGAAAUCCAGGUUUUAUUAUCCAGGUUAAAUCCAUUUGUACAUAUUGAUAACAGGGUGGCUGAUCGUCUGGGAGCGUAUAAGAGAUGCGAAUAGCCGUAGCCACAUUUUGUUGCGCUAGACAUUUAAAACAUAUAAAGAAUGACAUGUUUAGCUAUAAAUACUUUUUGGAGGGGUGAAUAGUUUUAUUUUCCCGGCUUGAUAAAGUUAAGGCAUACUAACAACAACCUUGGGGUUAUCUAUCCCUUUUCUCAGGCAAGUGUAAUUACACUUAUUAGCCUAAUGGUGGCACCAUUGAGCCACAUCAUGUGCAGCAUUGAGUUGUUGGAGAUAUUUUUGUUUCCCAUAUUGGCUUUGAUGUCAUUUAAAAUCAAAGCACUAAACUAUCAUGAACUUAAGAUAAUGCAUUCAACAACUAGGUGACGUUUAGAAAAAAAAGUAUGAUAUUACUGAUUAUGUUUAAGUUGUUAUAGGAUUAGUCUACUGGUUACUUUGAACAGCAGUCACAUAGGUACUUCAUUUCUAAAAUCCAACUUUGAUCAGAUUUAUUUAAUGUAAAAUGCUGUUUAGUGCAAUUGAAGGAUGUUUUUGCCCUGAUUAUUUACUGUAAGAUUUUAAGUGUUGAAACUAUAAAGUAUUUACCUGUUGCACACAUUUUGUUAAGGUGUUAUCUAAAUAAAAAGAAGUGCAAUCAUUUUUACCAAAA